AUGGAUGCGCUGACCAGCGCGCUCCUGUCGAUGGACCCGAUGGCCGGGCAUGCAGCUAUGAAGACACUGCAGACGACGUGCGCCUUUGAGAGCCGCGACGAAUGCAUGGCCUGGACUGGGUCGCUCUUGACCUUUGCCGGGUGUGGCUAUCAGUUCCAAUUGCUACGGCGACUCCUUGCAGCAACAGGCGACGACGAAAGCGAUGCCUCAUGCUCGGAUAGCGACAGUGAUUGCGAUGACGAUCCGCGCGGUCGGUGGCUGCGCGCUGCGAUCACUGCCUACGCCGACCAGCUCGUGGCACUCUGCACCGCUGCAUCAACUUGCGCGACCACAACGCCCGGCGUGCUGUUUGAGUACCUGGCUUUUCUGCGCGCAGCGAUUCCUCUUUUGGGCGCGUCAGCGUUCGAGAUGGCGGCGUCCGUCGUGUCGCUGCUGCCGCUGCCGCAGCUACCCCAGUACCUUUGUGUCGAGUGCAUUGGCUUCCUCGACGACGUGGCAGCCACCAUCGAUGCUGACGAUGACCAUGACGUCAAAGCGACGGUCUUGGUGGAGUGCUCGCUAACGUUUCUAGCAUCGGCGUUUCCAACGCUGGUCGAGCUCGUGGUCGCAAGCUCGCCCGUCGUCGGCAUCACCUUCUUUGUCGGCGAAGCGAAGACGCCAGGGCUCCAGCGGCUGCUGCUCUUUGGCUUGCGCGUUCUGCAGCUAGGACUGCGCAUGGCACCCACGGCGGCCAUGCUCUCUGCGCUGCGUACAUUGUCGGAGAGCGCGGCCCGACCAGAGAGUUUGCGGCGUCUGCCUGCGCUGCGCGCCAAGCUCGUCGAGAUCGUCUCCGAAGAAGACGACGUCCUCAUUGGGGCUGCACUCUUUGCACUUGGUCUCUACGAUGCGCAUGGCUCUUCGCCGAUUGCCGAGGCGUUCCAUCCCGUCCUCGUCUUUGACUUGGUCUGCGCCACGAUUCACGACGACCAUUCGGUGCUCGUCGACUGGCUCACGUCCAACGAAACCGAAGCACUGGCGUACGUUGUGGCCUUCCUGCGCUUCCUCGACGCGUCUCCAUCUCCCGCGUGGCCAGCCACCGUGCGCGUCACCGCCAUCACACACGUCUUGGAAGCGACGUGUACGGAUCUCGACAAGUACCAGCGACACCACAUCAUCCCGUUCAACGUCGCCCCGCUCCUCCGCCGCCUGCGACGCGUUCUCACCAUAAUUCAGUCGACGCUAUGACACGGAUGCGACUCUUUCUGC
Molecule: messenger RNA, 1245 nt
Organism: Saprolegnia parasitica CBS 223.65
Lineage: Eukaryota; Oomycota; Saprolegniomycetes; Saprolegniales; Saprolegniaceae
Exons: 3
Coding region: 1-1224 (407 amino acids)
Source: RefSeq, a predicted model, not a curated record